This is a messenger RNA of Nestor notabilis (Kea), 1344 nucleotides long. It is a transcript of the gene GABPB2, whose product is annotated as GA binding protein transcription factor, beta subunit 2. The record is from RefSeq and is a predicted model, not a curated record. Gene Ontology annotation, cellular component: nucleus. The coding region runs from base 1 to 1344 and encodes 447 amino acids. Gene Ontology annotation, biological process: positive regulation of transcription by RNA polymerase II. The transcript is spliced from 9 exons. Gene Ontology annotation, molecular function: protein binding; transcription cis-regulatory region binding. NCBI's taxonomy places the organism in Eukaryota, Metazoa, Chordata, Aves, Psittaciformes, Psittacidae.
AUGUCCUUAGUGGACCUGGGCAAGAGGCUGCUGGAAGCAGCUCGCAAAGGCGAAGAUGACGAAGUGCGGAAGCUGAUGGCGAGCGGCGCUCCCUUCACCACUGACUGGCUCGGGACGUCGCCCCUGCACCUCGCUGCCCAGUACGGCCACUACUCAACAGCAGAAGUUCUUCUUCGAGCUGGUGUUAGCAGAGAUGCCCGAACGAAAGUGGACCGGACGCCACUGCACAUGGCUGCGGCCGACGGGCACACUCAGAUUGUAGAACUGCUCAUUAAGAAUGGGGCUGAUGUAAACGCCAAAGACAUGCUGAAAAUGACUGCUUUGCACUGGGCAGCAGAGCACGACCACCGCGACAUCGUGGAGCUGCUCAUCAGGCACGGGGCUGAUGUCCAUGCUUUCAGCAAGUUUGAUAAAUCAGCUUUUGAUAUUGCUUUGGACAAGAACAAUCCAGAGACUCUGGUAAUGCUGCAGGAAGCAAUGCAGAACCAGGUGAACACUCAUCCAGAGAGAAGGAAUCCCAUCACCAACACUGUGACUCUCACCUCACCGUUUCUUCUUACACCAGGGGAGGUUCUUGAUCUCACUGGUCUCGUCUCUUCAGCAAGUGCCAAAACAACCUCAGGUGAUUCACAUGGCUCCACGGUGCAGUUUUCCCAUUCAACAACCUCUGUGCUUGCCACGCUUGCGGCCCUCGCUGAGGUGUCGGCACCACUUUCCAGCUCAGGCAGAGACACAGGUAAGACAGAGGAAACAGUGGAAGCAAGUUCUGUUGAUCCUGCCAUACAGCAAGCGGUUGGCAGCGGAGGGCAGCACGUCAUCGCCAUUGUGUCAGACGGCAUUCCCCUGGGCAGCCUGCAAACAGCCAUCCCCAGCAGUGGCCUCAGCCAGCCCUUCAUCCUUAGCAUGCAGGAUGGACAGCGAGUGUUAACUGUACCUGCUGGUCAGGUUGCAGAAGAGGCUGCUAUUGAAGACAGAGAUUANGCAGAAGAGGAGGCCCAGCCGGUGGCCAAGAAGCAGAGAGUGGAACAAAAUGCAUAUGACUGGGGAGAAGACAAGGACAGUGUUGAGAGGGAAGUGCUACAGCAGCAGCUGCAAGAGGCAAACCGGAAAGCUCGGGAAUAUCGCAGCCAGCUGCUGAAGAAGGAGCAAGAGGCAGAGGAGUAUCGGCUGAAGCUGGCAGCCAUGGGCAGGCAGCAGCCCAGCCCCACGGAGCAGGCAGUGCUCGAGCAGGUCACCCAGCUUGACCCACUUGUGGUAACCUCAGAAGACAUCAAGGAAUCCGUGUUGUCCAUGCUGGGAACGGAUCAGUCGACUGAUGCUGCCGUGGAGACUGUAACCUCCUAA